This is a messenger RNA of Penicillium canariense, 1302 nucleotides long. RefSeq lists its product as uncharacterized. The transcript has a single exon. Gene Ontology annotation, biological process: alkaloid metabolic process. Gene Ontology annotation, molecular function: transferase activity, transferring alkyl or aryl (other than methyl) groups. The record is from RefSeq and is a predicted model, not a curated record. Bases 1 to 1302 code for a protein of 433 amino acids. Lineage: Eukaryota; Fungi; Ascomycota; Eurotiomycetes; Eurotiales; Aspergillaceae.
AUGACGCAUUCUAAGAACUUUUCCACUGAGGCCUGCGUGAUUCCAACAUGGGAAGUCACCUCGAAGUGGCUUUCCACCACGGCCGCUUCGCAACCAUGGUGGGAGCUCGUCGGGGCCCAGCUUGCCAUGCUGGCGCACAAUGCCCAGUAUAGCCCCGAAAAGCAACUAGAAGUCAUCCUCUUCUUCUACACUCAAGUCGUUCCUUCCUUGGGUAAACUCCAGACUCCAGCCGAUCCUGGUUGGGAGACACGCUGGCGCAGCCUACUCACCAACGACGGGUCUCCCGUCGAGCACAGCUGGAAAUGGAACGCAGACGGUUCCCACGGCCCCGAAGUCAGGUAUUGCAUCGAGGCCAUCGGUCCCCAAACCGGAACCUCGAGCGACCCUUACAACUACCUGGCCACCAAGGCCCUAGUUGAGCAGCUGGUUCCUCUACUCCCUGCGAUGGACCUGACAUGGUUCUACAAACUUGCCGAUACCUUGCAAAUCAGCAGAUGCCAACCUGCCACUGAAAACCCAGAGGCGCCGCCUUCGAGCACCUUCAUUGCCUUUGAGCAUGUGGCAGAGGGAAUCGUGCCCAAGGUGUACUUCCUUCCGGCCUGCGACCCGGAGUCCCAGGGACCGCCCACGUUUACCACAUUUGGAAAUGCCAUUCGCGCCGCCGUCGGUGAAAAGAUUGAGGCUGCGGAUGCUGUAUUCGAAUACGUGUCCAGUGACCCCAUCGGUCGUACAAUGAGCCCGGACAUGCUGGCCAUUGACUGCGUCGACCCAGCAAAGUCGCGCCUCAAGCUGUACGCUAGCAGCUCGGAGGCAUCUCUGGAAUCCAUCGUCUCUAUCAUGUCUCUGGGCCAGAGGAUUCAAAACAUUGGCAAGGGCGUCGAGGAACUCAAGCUGCUGCUGCCUUUGCUACUGGGUGAAAGCGCAUCGGACCCUGCUGGAAUUGACUUUAGCAUCAAACAGGCUUUUGACGAGUCACUCGCUCAUCCGUUUGAUCUAUACGGCAGAUUUACUUAUUACUUCGACAUCGCGCCCGGGUCCGCUCUCCCCACUGUAAAACUAUACGUCCCUGCGCUCCGAUACGGUUCGUCGGAUGAGAGCGUCGCUACUGGGCUGUGCAAAUACCUGGAGCUCAAAAAUCGUGGGCAGCACGUUGAAGGCUUCCGAAAGACUCUAAACCAGUUUAGCGAGCUGAACAGAGAAGAAGGCCAUCGUUUUCAGACGUAUAUUGCAGUGGCAUUCCAAAAAGAUGGGUCUUUGGCGUUGACUUCAUACCUAAAUCCUGGUAUCUAUCGGUCUCUUUAG